Messenger RNA from Polyodon spathula (Mississippi paddlefish), 1848 nucleotides. Its product is annotated as rab GTPase-binding effector protein 1-like. The annotation marks the transcript as partial. Gene Ontology annotation, molecular function: growth factor activity; GTPase activator activity. Lineage: Eukaryota; Metazoa; Chordata; Actinopteri; Acipenseriformes; Polyodontidae. Gene Ontology annotation, cellular component: intracellular membrane-bounded organelle. The transcript is spliced from 12 exons. The record is from RefSeq and is a predicted model, not a curated record. Gene Ontology annotation, biological process: endocytosis.
UCUGUCCUUCCUUUACAUGACACUCUGCCCUUGUGUGCUCCACCUCAGGCGCAGGAGGAUGCGGAGAAGCUGCGCUCGGUGGUGAUGCCCAUGGAGCGUGAGAUUGCUGCCCUCAAGGCCAAACUGACGGAGGCAGAGGACCGCGUCAAGGAGCUUGAGGCCUCCAAGGUGAAAGAGCUGAACCAUGUCCUGGAGGCUGAGAAGUCGUGUCGCACUGACCUGGAGAUGUACGUGGCCGUCCUCAAUACCCAAAAGUCUGUGCUGCAAGAAGACUCGGAGAAACUGCGAAAAGAGCUACAUGAAGUGUGUCACCUGUUGGAGCUGGAGCGCCAGCAGCAUAACCAGCUGAAGCACACAUGGCAGCGUGCCAAUGACCAGUUCCUGGAGUCACAGAGGCUGCUGAUGAGGGAUAUGCAACGCAUUGAGAGUGUGCUGUCCUCCGAGCAACUGCGCCAGGUCGAGGAGAUCAAGAAGAGGGACCAGGAAGAGGACGAGCAGCAGAGGAUCAGAAAAGCCAAGGAACGUAAAGAGACGGGGCAAGAGCAGGCUUGGUCUAGAGAGGAGACUCUCAUUGUUCUGUCUAAUGAGGAGCAUGCUCACAGAAACCACAGCAUCCACAGCUCGGCUCACUCCCUAGACACUGAGAUCCUGGGCCCAGCAAGUGUGGACAGUGAAGGGAAGCAGGAUGGCGGUGCAGGAGAUCUCUUCAAAGACGGACUACGCAGAGCCCAGUCCACAGACAGCCUGGGAGCGCCCGGGGGAGCCCUGCUGACGAGAGGCCUGGAUCACAAUAACAAGGCCAAGUCAGCAGGGAACUUGGAUGAGUCUGACUUCGGGCCCCUGGUGGGGGCGGACUCUGUUGGAGCUGAGAACUUUGACACGGCUUCCCUUGGCUCUUUCCAGCUCUCCUCCGGUGCCUUCCUCCUCACCAAAGACCAGGAGAAGGCCAUCAAGGCCAUGACUCCAGAACAGGAGGAGACCGCCUCCCUGCUCUCCAGCAUCUCCCAGGCCCCCGAGAACGCCUACCUCCCCGCCUCAGGGUACCGGCUGGUCAGCGAGUCCGAGUGGAACCUGCUGCAGCAGGAGGUGAAGAACGCAGGCAGAAAGCUGGGCCGGCGGUGUGACAUGUGCUCCAACUACGAGAAACAGCUGCAAGUCAUCCAGGGUCAGGAGGCGGAGACCCGCGACCAGGUGAAGAAGCUACAGGUAAUGCUGCGACAGGCCAACGACCAACUGGAGCGCACACUGAAGGACAAGCAGGAGCUGGAGGAGUGUGUGAAGCAGGGCAACGAGGAAACCACCACCAAGGUCUCCACAUUGAUGCAGAAUGUCCAGGAGUCCGAGACUCUGCUCAGUACCUUACAGCAGGCUUUCUCUCAGGCUAAGAGGAGAGCACAGGAGCAGAUGGCGUUGCUGAUGCAGUCUCGGGAGCAGGUGGCGGAGGAGCUGACCAGGCUGCAGCGGGACAAUGAGAGUCUGCAGGGAAAGCACCGGCUUCACCUAACCAUGCAACAACAAGAGAACUUCACCGUGCCCACUGCAGCCGAGGAGCUGCAGGCCCUGGUUCUGCGGUACCGGGAGGACAUAGUGUGUGUGCGGACUGAAGCCGACCACCUGGAGGAGAAGCUGAAGGCAGAGAUUCUGUUUCUGAAGGAGCAGAUACAGGCGGAGCAGUGUCUCAAAGAGAACCUGGAGGAGACACUGCAGCUGGAGAUCGACAGUUGCAAAGAGGAAAUUGACAUUCUGGAAGCCUCCUUUUCUAGUUUGAAAACAGAACUGGAACGUGUCAAAUCUGAAAAGGAGCAGGUAUGUGUCCUUUGGGGUGAACUGUGAGGUCUGGAAGAAGCU